CCAUCUUCUUCAUAGACUCGCCACAUGGAGGAAGGAAGGACUAAACUAUAAAAAAAUAAGAUUUUCAGAAGGAUUUUGAUAAAGUGAAGGGGCUCAAAAGGAAAUCCUUCUAUUUUGCCAAGGUUUAUCUGCCUAGACAUGGACAUCUUUAUGGAUAAGGAUUUUGGUGUCGGUAACUCCACACAUUCAACGGGGGGAGCGGAUAUCAACAAAGGCCAAGGACUCAAUCACAGUGACCCACUGGACAUGUUUGUUGGCAUGGAGCUUCUUCAACGAUUCAAACCUCUAUUUAUGCCUCUGUACUGCCUGAUUGUGGUUGUUGCAGGAGUUGGAAACUCAUUUUUACUGGCCUGCAUUAUGGCAGACAAGAAACUCCACAAUGCCACCAACUUCUUCAUCGGUAAUUUAGCGGCCGGUGACCUACUGAUGUGUUUAAGUUGUGUCCCACUGACUGUAUCUUAUGCCUUCGACAGCCAUGGCUGGGUUUUUGGCCAACCUCUUUGCCACUUGGUGCCCCUGCUUCAGUGUGCCACAGUGUUUGCCUCUGUGCUUUCACUUACUGCUAUUGCUGUUGAUCGCUACAUUGUUGUAGCUCACCCUGUUCGGAAAAGAAUUUCUGUUUGGGGCUGUGGGGCAGUGACUAUAGGUGUCUGGCUUUUGUCUCUGGCCCUGGCUGCACCUCCAUCUCUCUACACACGCUACCUGGACCUUCGUCCAAGUGGGAUUGACUUGGUGGUGUGUGAGGAAUUCUGGCCUGAUAGUGGCAAUCUACGGCUGCUAUACUCCUGCUUUAUUCUGAUAACCUCUUACAUGAUCCCGCUGCUGUCCGUCAGCAUCUCUUACUGUGCCAUCACUGUUAGCCUCAAGCGAUAUUCAGUUCCGGGUGAGCCAUCCGGCAGUCAACAGCGCUGGAGUCGAAGAAGAAAAAAGACGUUUUCUCUGCUGGUUGCCUCAGUGCUAGCAUUUGCCUUGUGCUGGUUGCCUCUCCAGGUGCUGAACCUUCUGUUGGACUUGGACCCAGAAUUCAUUUUCAUUGGAAAACGCUACAUUAAUGUCCUGCAAGUCAGCUGUCAUUUAGUGGCUAUGAGUUCGGCAUGUUAUAACCCUUUCAUCUAUGCCUCACUGCACAGCAAAGUGCGCAUGCAUCUGAAAGGCUACCUCUGUCCUUGCCACAGUGAUCACAGGGAAAUGGUUGAGGGAGCCCCAUCCAGAAGCUGAGUGUUGCAAACACUCUAACACCCCUUGUCAUGGGGAAUCCAUCUUUGCACACAUGACUCUUUUAAAAAUCUUAGUUAAAGGUCCUAUAGCAUGCCUUUUAAAGACUUUCAAAGUCAGCGUUUGGCACACAUAUGAUAAACUAACGCCUUUAGGUUUGCGGAUUAUUAAUUUGUUAAGAUGUAGUUUUUUUUUCUUCUAACAUGGAAGGAAACACUUGCUUCCACUAUGAAGCCGCUUCUUUUUGUCUAGUUGUAUAGUUCCAGCCACAACCCGUUAAAAGAAGGGUAUUCCUGGAAAGGGCAGGUUGACACUUUCCUAUGAAGAACAGUGUUGGCUGAUGAAUUUCAAAGGACAAGAAGGGGCUUGUGCUCAGAUUGCAAAAUUCAUUGGAAUCACUCAGACAUGCAUGAAUCAGGCAAAAAUAUCACUGUGCAUGGCUUUGACAAAGGAAUGGCAUUGCAACGUAAUUAGAAAUGGUUAAAAGCUGAUUUUGCAUGAAAAAGGCCAUUUAAUGUUUAAAAAUAUGAGAAAGUUCACAAAGUUUCAAUGUUCAUUUAAAUCGUUUCCACUCAUGAGUUUUAAGCUUUUAUCAACUUAAAGGUAUACAGUAUUCUCUUGUGUCUCCCAAGACAUAAGACGAACAGAAAAACAUUUAAACUUGACUGUAUGAUGUUAGCCAUGAUGAUCAAGUGCAGUACAACUUUAACAAUCCGUUCGAAUAUUUGUGUGUUGACAUUAAGCAGAGUCUUAAGCUUUACUGUAGAAAGCCCAGCAGAGGCGUAAACUAGUCCUGCACCCGAGAAAAGCCAGACCGAAAACAGAUGCCAAAGGCUGAUACUGGGGAUUGUUACAUUUGUCAAAAGACUUAAAUGCACUUGCAGUAAAAACUUCAGGGAGAUGGCCACAUAAUGAAUUCCUCACAACAGAUAUGGAGUAAAAGCCAAGAAGAGAAUAAGUGCAAAUUAAGUAUCUCUAUUUUAUUGAAGAUAUGGCAAAUGUCUGUUUUUUCUUUUGCUUCGCUUGCUAGCUUACAU
Molecule: messenger RNA, 2252 nt
Organism: Cyprinodon variegatus (sheepshead minnow)
Lineage: Eukaryota; Metazoa; Chordata; Actinopteri; Cyprinodontiformes; Cyprinodontidae
Product: prolactin-releasing peptide receptor-like
Exons: 4
Coding region: 139-1218 (359 amino acids)
Biological process (GO): G protein-coupled receptor signaling pathway
Cellular component (GO): neuron projection; plasma membrane
Molecular function (GO): neuropeptide binding; neuropeptide Y receptor activity
Source: RefSeq, a predicted model, not a curated record